AAGUUCUAAAAGCCCCCAGUAGAGCGAGCGCCAGGAACGAGCACCGCCCGGACUGGAGCAGACCGCACUGAACAGGCUGCUGCACGCGUCAGAAAGGCUCUUGGGAAACUCUCACCACGCCGGGACUUUGGAAGGAGAGAGCGAGCAGCCCCACGCGCGCGCAAGUCUGCGAGUGAGCGCUCAGCCGGGCACCUGUUUCUACCCCGCCGCCGCCUUCCCCACCGCUCCUGCCCGCGCCUCCCGGGGCGCCCGCCCGCUCCCGCGAUGAAUCUGGCGCUGGGCAACCAGACCGAUGUGGCGGGCCUGUUCCUGGCCAACAGCAGCGAGGCGCUGGAGCGCGCAGUGCGCUGCUGCACCCAGGCAUCGGUGGUCACCGACGACGGCUUUGAGGAGGGUGGCCCUGACGAGCGCAGCCUGUACAUCAUGCGCGUGGUGCAGAUCGCUGUCAUGUGCGUGCUCUCGCUUACGGUGGUCUUCGGCAUCUUCUUUCUCGGCUGCAACCUUCUUAUCAAAUCUGAGGGUAUGAUCAACUUCCUGGUGAAAGACCGGAGACCGUCAAAAGAGGUGGAGGCUGUGGUCGUGGGGCCCUACUAACCGGCCCUCCGGCCCCCGCGGCAGCCGCCCCACGCCUCCCCACUUCACCAGCCGGGCCGCGCCCCCUCACCAUCCGAGACUGGGCGAGGCAAACCUGUCAGAGUCAGUUAUUUCUCUUCACGUCUGACUUUCGGGAUGAAGCUCUCUUGCUCACUCUCUGAAAGUCCCCAAGCCUGGCUUGAGGAGGAGAUCGCCCUAACACUGGACUUGCUGCAGAAGCAAGUAGCACGAGGGCGACGAGGGUGCAGAACUUUGGAAGCUGCCGCUAGCGUGGAUGCGGGGAGAGCCCAAGAGCGAAAGCCCUUCUCCCCCCGCAGGUGGGCCAAACUCUGGGGCAGGAAGAGACGGCGGGUAGGGGCAUUGAUGGGCACCCUUGCCUGGCGGCCUGGCGGAAAAGUGACCCGCGGAUACAUUCAAUCAUCCUCAUGGAAACACACAAAUUCGUGUCUGGAUUAGCGCCCACUUGCCCGCAUUCGCCUGCCUCCCAGCUUGGGCGGGAGAGGCGAUUAAUGCCUUUGAUUGAUUGUAACAUAAAGGGAUUUUGUGUUUGUUUGCUUGAAUACAAAUAUUUGAUAAGUCCUUUUCUGCCCUAGUGGCUUGUUUGCCUGCAGGGGGUUGGAGUUUUGUCUUCGUGAGGAAGGGGUGGGGGGAGGGGAGCCUGUGACUGUGAAGGGAAUGAUUUGUUUCUUUUAUUGCAUUUUUCAACUGGGUCUUUGUAAAAGGGCUCGCGCCCCAGCUGGCCCCGGGCAAAGACCCGGAAUAGAACUUGUAGCUGAUGACUGCACGGUUUACGCUACAAAAGUGCUCUUGACAUUCGUGAUACCGUUUUGACUUUUUUCUUAUUUAACAUUUCCUUAAUAAAUGCAAUAUUUAAAUGUUUUGUUCCUG
Condylura cristata (star-nosed mole) is the source of this 1482-nucleotide messenger RNA. It is a transcript of the gene RPRM, whose product is annotated as reprimo, TP53 dependent G2 arrest mediator candidate. The transcript has a single exon. Lineage: Eukaryota; Metazoa; Chordata; Mammalia; Eulipotyphla; Talpidae. Gene Ontology annotation, cellular component: cytoplasm. Gene Ontology annotation, biological process: regulation of mitotic cell cycle. Bases 265 to 594 code for a protein of 109 amino acids. The record is from RefSeq and is a predicted model, not a curated record.